GGCCACUGCUGAUAUUUUGGAUCCAGAUUUUUUUCUUUUCUUUUCUUUUCACUCCCAGAAAGUAAACUUAAAUAUCUACACACCAUCACCAUCUCCAUCAUCAUCCUCUCAUUACAAUCCUUCUUUUAAGCCCAGUUGUUCCAACAAAAUCCCCACUAUAAUUCCCACACAGCUUUGCAGAAAGGAGCAACCUUCAGUUGGAGAUAAUGGAGAGUCAGAUUGUUAGCCGAAGGGUGAACAUGAUCGCUGCCCACUUAGCUGCCCAUGAAGACAUUUCCACCGCCCCCACUCAUGUCUUUCCUGUGAUUUGCAGCAGUAAUCUGAACUCGGUAAUCCGGAGGUGUGACAACAGAAUGUACUUUGCAAGACAGGGUUCGAGUUCCCAAGGUUGUUUCAUGAGGCCGAGUUCAUAUGAGCAGGGAAAUCCAUCUGCAAUUCCUCCUAAAUCUAUCGGUUAUGCAAACACCGCCUCUAAUGCUUCUGAGGCACCAAUGUUCUCUAGACCUUCCAGUGUGGAACCCUCUAAGUGUUCUCCUGAAGCUCCUAGAUUUGCGAGGCCUCGUGGAACAACAGCUCAAGAAUCCCGAGUUCAGUCCAGACCAAGAAAUUAUGCUUCUGAAACUAAAGGGUGGUCUCCAAAGAUGGAUGUUGCAGAGUCGAGAUUGAACUAUAUGAUCAUGGUGGAACUUCCCGGUGUCAAUGUUAGUGAUAUUAAAGUGGAAGUCAGUGACCAAAACCUGAUGAUAUCUGGAAACCGCCCAGCCCCGUGGAAAGUGGCAACUUAUUUAUGUGACUCGGUAUCUGCAUAUCACAAACGGGACAUUUUACAGGGACCAUACCAGUUAGCAUGGCCUCUUCCCUCUAAUGUGAACAAGGACAGUGUCUCAGCUGAGUUUUUUGAUGGGCUCUUGAGGGUUAUCGUUCCAAAGCUUUCGUAAUCCAGGCAGCACAGUUCUAGGUGCAGAUGCCCGAGUUUUACUUACGAGUGUUUAUACACAUGAUGUUUGUAUACUUAUGAGUGUUUAUACACAUGAUGUUUCUACUAUGAUUAUGCAGUAUCUAGUGUUUGUCUGUGUAAGUAUUAUUGAACAUUAUGGCCAUCAAUAUCAGUGAUGAAAAUGUUAUGAGCUAUGACUUUGUUCAUAAAAA
Ipomoea nil (Japanese morning glory) is the source of this 1149-nucleotide messenger RNA. RefSeq lists its product as uncharacterized. NCBI's taxonomy places the organism in Eukaryota, Viridiplantae, Streptophyta, Magnoliopsida, Solanales, Convolvulaceae. Bases 207 to 938 code for a protein of 243 amino acids. Gene Ontology annotation, biological process: response to salt stress; protein complex oligomerization; protein folding. The transcript has 6 exons. The record is from RefSeq and is a predicted model, not a curated record.